Xenia sp. Carnegie-2017 is the source of this 1847-nucleotide messenger RNA. RefSeq names its product pantetheinase-like. NCBI's taxonomy places the organism in Eukaryota, Metazoa, Cnidaria, Anthozoa, Malacalcyonacea, Xeniidae. The coding region runs from base 68 to 1648 and encodes 526 amino acids. The transcript has 3 exons. The record is from RefSeq and is a predicted model, not a curated record. Gene Ontology annotation, molecular function: hydrolase activity, acting on carbon-nitrogen (but not peptide) bonds, in linear amides.
CAACGAGCUCAUAUUUCACCAUGAGUGCUGUGAAAAAAUUUGAUGGUUUUAAACGCAUUAUUUCAACAUGCAUACAAAUGUAAGAGCGUUCCUUUUAUUGUAUCUGAUAAAGAAUACAAUAGCAUCAGAAUUUAUUGCAGCAGUUUAUGAGCAUGCGUUAUUCGAUAGUUCAGAAAACCAAAGCUAUGUGCUUACAAGAAAUGCCGCUGUGGAGAUAAUGAUGAAAAAUGUCAAUGUUUACAAACAACAAGUUAUUACUGCAAAGAAUAAGAAUGCCCGUAUUAUUGUGUUUCCUGAAUAUGGCCUCACAGGAUUUAAUCACGACAGAGAGUCGUUUAGACCUUUUUUGGAAAAUAUUCCCGAUCCUACAAGAAUUGAAUGGAAUGCUUGUACAGAUCCUGAACCUGAUAAUUCUACCUUUAUAUUGAAUCGUCUCAGUUGCCUAGCAAAAGACAACAAUAUUUAUUUGGUAGUAAACAUGGGCGACAUUAAACCUUGUAAUAAAACCACAGACUUAAAUUGUCCCGAAGAUGGACGCUAUCAAUACAAUACAAAUGUUGUUUUUGACAACAAAGGAAAUUUGAUAGCUAGGUAUCACAAGCAACAUCCUUUCAUGAACGAGCUAAAAACUGUAAAUCGUCCAAAAGAACCAGAAUUCAUCACAUUUCAGACACCAUUCGGAAAAUUUGGAACCUUCACAUGUUUUGAUGUACUUUUUCAUGAUCCAGCGAUCACAUUGGUGGAAAAGUAUAAUAUUGAUCACGUGGUUUUUCCAACUGCUUGGUUUGAUGUAUUACCGCUUUUUGCCGCAAUUGGUUUUCACAGCUCCUGGGCCCGUGGUAUGGGUGUCAACUUUCUCGCAUCCAAUACGCAUGUCCCUAUCUUGCUUAACACAGGUAGCGGUAUUUAUAGCUACAACGGAUCUAAAGACUACUUUCGAAGUUUAUCAGAAGGGGGAAAACUUUUGAUUGCGAGCUUGCCAAAGUCACAUCGAAACCUAGCGCUUGACAAAUCUGCUGCACAAAUAGACAGAGAUAAUCUUUCUCAUAGCAAUGUUACUUGGAAUGAAGAAUUCUAUUCGGAUUUGUUUGGCGAUCUUUUUCAGUUUAAAGAAUUGCGCAAUGAUGAAGAUGCUUUGAAAAUAUGUUACAAUCACAGCAAAACUUGCUGUUCCUUGACGUACAAGAUGGUAAAGAAAAGAACAGACGAAUUAUAUGCGCUGGGAGUAUUUGACGGUAUUCACACAAAGGAAGGACAAUACUAUCUACGAAUAUGUACUUUGAUAAAAUGUUUGAACACAAGUCGUAAGAGCUGCGGCCAAAAAGUUUAUAAUGCAAAAACAAUCUUUGAGUUUAUUUCACUGAACUCUUAUCUUAACACGUCAUACGUCUUUCCUCAGGUAGUGGCAGAUGGAGUUUCACUCCUUCCUGGAGAAUGGAUGAAUGACUUCCCUGUGCACAUGUUGGAAACUACUCAAACACUGAGUAAAGGUCUUCUUACAGCUGCCUUGUUUGGUCGUGUUUAUCAUCUAGAUAAUUCCACUUCAACUGCUUCGAAUAUCAACAAUAAUCACAAAUUUACAUCUGCUUUCAGAGCUUGCUUAAGUUUGUUGUGUAUUAUUUGUGCUGAAAGUUUGAGAUUAUUCUGAUUUUUAGGUAAAUCAUCAAAUCUACGUCAGUUGACUGAAAAUUCAUUUAUGUGAUGAUUAUAACAGUUGAUUUUCUGGUGAAAUGAAAUUAAGAUUAAAUAAUAUAAUAUGAAGUAAUUGGUUUUAUAUAUAAGUUUAAAUAAGCGUUAUUAUGAAAAUAAUGUUAAUUACAAGUUUCCAAAUUGGUGUUACACGAAAA